AUGCACACAUUAGCAGCAGUAGUAGUAUUGCAGGUGUGCUGGGCUGCGGUGCUCUGGCCCUGUCCGCCCGCACACAGCUUCCCAGUGGACUGCAGGGAGGAGCAGGCCGGCAGCUCCCAGUGCCCCACCAUUUCCCAGGAGAAGCUACUCGACCGGGUCAUCCAGCACACAGAGCUCAUCUACAGAGUCUCCGAGGAGUCCUGCUCCAUGUUUGAGGAUAUGUUUGUGCCGUUCCCCAUGCGUCUGCAGAGGAACCAGGCUGGCAACACCUGCAUCACCAAAGACUUCCCCAUCCCCACCUCCAAGAAUGAACUCCAGCAGAUCUCUGACACUUGGUUGCUGCACUCAGUGCUGAUGCUGGUGCAGUCGUGGAUCGAGCCGCUGGUCUACCUGCAGACCACGCUGGAUCGCUACGAUGACGUAACCGACGUGCUGCUCAAUAAGACCAAGUGGAUGUCGGAAAAGCUGAUUAGCCUGGAGCAAGGGGUGGUGGUGCUCAUCAGGAAGAUGUUGGACGGGGCGAUGCUGAACUCGUCCUACAACGAAUACAGCGCAGUCCAGCUGGACGUUCAGCCAGAGGUGCUGGAGUCCAUUUUGAGGGACUACAACGUUCUCUGCUGCUUCAAGAAGGACGCCCACAAAAUAGAGACCAUACUCAAACUCCUCAAGUGUCGGCAAAUUGACAAAUAUAACUGUGCCUUGUACUAG
Molecule: messenger RNA, 708 nt
Organism: Gadus chalcogrammus (walleye pollock)
Lineage: Eukaryota; Metazoa; Chordata; Actinopteri; Gadiformes; Gadidae
Gene: smtla
Product: somatolactin alpha
Exons: 5
Coding region: 1-708 (235 amino acids)
Biological process (GO): animal organ development; positive regulation of growth; positive regulation of receptor signaling pathway via JAK-STAT
Cellular component (GO): extracellular region
Molecular function (GO): growth hormone receptor binding; growth hormone activity
Source: RefSeq, a predicted model, not a curated record